UUUCUCCUUUCUCUCUCCUCCAGUCCUCCUUCAUCCUCUUUCUCUCUCUCUCAUUGCUGCCUGCUAGUACUCUCUCCAUCGACUUGGUGGUGGGAUGUGAUUCUCCACCACCUCCGAGCGAGCUUGCCAGAGGUCUCUCCACCUCUUUCUUCCUCGCAUGCUUCCUUUUCUUUCCAAACACAAAUCCGCAGCAAAGAAAGUGCAAAUUAUAAAGAAAAGAUCGGAAUUCAAAGCAGCCGGAAAGCUGACUAGCUAGAAGAGCGAAAAGAGAGAGAAGUAUAUCUCAGCAGGGCCUCCAUGGUGUUCCCUUCACCUUCAGUGCCGGUCUACCUAGAUCCACAUCCACCUAAUUGGAAUAACCAGCAGCAGCAAGGUCAGCAGCCGAGGGCGAGCGGGGGAGCCGAUGCACCGCUGCUGCCCGUGGGUCCGGCGGCUGCCACAGCCGCGGCUCCGGAGCCCAGUGGCUUGCCGAGAAGCUCAUCGGCGGCCAGUGCCGCCGUGGCCGCGCACGCGAGGCCCAACUCGAUGGCGGAGCGCGCGCGGCUGGCGCGGAUGCCGCAGCCGGAGCCGGCGCUCAAGUGCCCGCGCUGCGAGUCCACCAACACCAAGUUCUGCUACUACAACAACUACUCCCUCUCCCAGCCCCGCCACUUCUGCAAGACGUGCCGCCGCUACUGGACGCGCGGCGGAUCCCUCCGCAACGUCCCCGUCGGCGGAGGCUGCCGCCGCAACAAGCGUUCGUCCAAGUCCUCCUCCGCCGCCGCCGCCGGGUCUUCCUCCUCCUCCAAGACGUCCUCCUCGGGCAGGCUGCUCGGUGGUCCGUCAGCUACGCCGUCCACUACUCCGGGCGUAACCGGUGCGAUCAUCACUCCGGGUCUCAGCUCUUUCUCUCACCACCACUUGCCGUUCUUGGGCUCGAUGCACCCGCCGGGGCCCAACCUAGGGUUAGCGUUCUCCGCCGGACUGCCGCUGCUCGGCAUGCAGCACCUGGACACGGUGGAUCAGUUCCCGGUGGCAAGCGGCGGCGGCACCACCAUCGGUGCAUCUCUGGAGCAGUGGAGAGUGCAGCAGCAGCAGCAGCGGCAGUUCCCGUUCAUGACUGGGGGAAUACUGGACCUUCCACAGCCGCCGACGUACCAACUGGGUUUGGAAGCUAACCGAGGAGGCGGCGGCGGCUCAGCUGCGGCGGCGUUCACUUUAGGGCAGCCCACGACGACCAGUGCUACUGCUACCACGGGAAGGCAGGAAGGGUCGCCAAAGAAGAUGGAGGACAGUAAAGGACAAGACAUGAGCUUACAGAGGCAGUACAUGGCGGCUCUACGCCACGGAUCAGGAGCACACGGUGGCUGGGAUGGGAAUGCUGCUGGUGGCAGUGGCAGCGACGGUGGUGGCACUGGCAGUGCCGGUUCAACUUGGCCGAUGAACAUUAUUCCUGGAUUCCAUUCUUCGUCCACCACUGGUGGCAAUGGCGGUGGCUCGUUGUAGACUUGGUAAUACACUCCGGCUGGGCCAAUGUCAAGAAGAUAUUUUCGAGAUGCAUGCAUGGUUGAGUUUGAGCAAAUGCUAGCAGCUAGCUAUAGCUAGGACGAUGGAGGAACAGGAGAUGGUCAAUCCGCCGGUCUGUUCAUCAACUGCUAUUCUUCAUCAGCAACUGUAGAAGCACACUGCUAGCUCAUGAUGGUCACAGGUAGGAGUUUAAAGUAAAGUUGCUCUUUGGUUAACCCUUUUUUCUGCCAUUUGGUUUUGAACUUAAAGGUGUUCGUCCUGCAUUGUGUCCAUAGCGCCACUUUUCUACUUUUCAACACUAUUGUUCACAGGGAUUAAUUAAUCAAAAUUGGUGCACGGGGUAUAUAUAUACUAUCUGGUAAGGUAUAUUUGACAUGGAGACUGAUUAGUAGUGUCAUCACUACUCCUAUUGUGUGGAGUUUGCAUGAAAUGAAUGUAUGUAUGGUUUGUUUGCCAAGUUACUUCCAUAUAUAUGUUUUUGCUUCUAUAUA
This is a messenger RNA of Sorghum bicolor (sorghum), 1997 nucleotides long. Its product is annotated as dof zinc finger protein DOF3.6. Lineage: Eukaryota; Viridiplantae; Streptophyta; Magnoliopsida; Poales; Poaceae. Bases 298 to 1485 code for a protein of 395 amino acids. Gene Ontology annotation, molecular function: DNA binding; DNA-binding transcription factor activity. The record is from RefSeq and is a predicted model, not a curated record. The transcript is spliced from 2 exons. Gene Ontology annotation, biological process: regulation of DNA-templated transcription.